Molecule: messenger RNA, 2793 nt
Organism: Aquila chrysaetos chrysaetos
Lineage: Eukaryota; Metazoa; Chordata; Aves; Accipitriformes; Accipitridae
Gene: FAM171A2
Product: family with sequence similarity 171 member A2
Exons: 8
Coding region: 81-2513 (810 amino acids)
Source: RefSeq, a predicted model, not a curated record
GCGGCGGCGGCGGCGGCGGCUGGCGGAGCGGGCCGGGCCGGGCGGGCCGGAGCAUGGCGGGGUAACGGUGCGGAGCGACCAUGCGGCCCCGCCGCCUCCUGCCGCCGCUGCCGGUGCUGCUGCUGCUGGUGGCCGCGGGCGGGCGGCGGGCGCGGGGCGCGGCGGAGCCGGGAGCGCACGAGGUGCUGCUGAAGGUGCAGGUGUACGAGAGCGGGACGCUGGCCCCGCUGGCCCAGGCCACCCUGGAGGUCUUCGGCAACCGCAGCUCGCUGGCGGCUGGCACCACCGACCACGAGGGCACCGGCGUCCUGCCCGUCCCCUACCGCCUGGGCACCUGGGUCCUCGUCACCGCCACCCGCCGCGGCUACGUCACCGCCUCCGUCCCCUGGCGCGUCAACAAGCUGCCGCUCUACGCCUCCAUCAGCCUCUACCUGCUCCCUGAGCGCCCCGCCACCCUCAUCCUCUACGAGGACCUGGUCCAAAUCCUCCUGGGAUCCCCAGGUGAGCGAUGGGAAUGGAGAGCGGGGUGGGGGUGGGUGGCACCACCAUCACCCUUGGGUGCUGCCACCCACCUUGUGUCUCCCCCCCCCCCCCCCCCAGGUGCCCGGGGGCAGCCGUGGGCGCAGUUCCCGCGGCGGGCAGCCCGCCUGCCCCGCAGCUCCACGUACAGCCAGCUCGCCGCGUCCCUCACCGCCGCCACCGGCCCCAGCCUGACCCGCGCCUUCCCCACCUUCCUCGGGGCCGAGCAGGACGGCAGCGCCAAUGCCACCUGGCUGGAGCUGGCGCCCGUGGCAGCUCUCAGCGUCCAUCUCUUCACCGGGAACGGGACGGAGGUGCCGCUGGCCGGCCCCGUCCAGCUGUCCGUCCCUUUGGCCCCCGACGCCGGGCCCGUGGUGGCCACCAGCGUGCCGGCCUGGAGGUUCGACCCCAAGAGCGGGCUGUGGGUGCGUAACGGGACGGGGCUGAUCCGUAAGGAAGGCCGGCAGCUCUACUGGACUUUCGUCUCCUCCCAGUUGGGAUACUGGGCAGCAGCUCUGCCCUCUCCCAGCACAGGGCUGGUGGCGAUGGCGGCGGGCGUGACGGACAUCACCACCUACCACACCAUCUUCCUGCUGACCAUCCUGGGCGCGCUGGCCCUGCUCGUCCUCAUCCUCCUCUGCCUUCUCAUCUACUACUGCAGGCGGCGGUGCCUGAAGCCGCGGGCGCAGCACCGCAAGCUGCCGCUGCCGGGGCCGCUGGACGCCGCUCGGCGGGACCAGGCCACCUCGGUGUCCCAACUGGAUCUCCUCUGCGGCGGCAGCCACCUGGAGACGGCGUCCUCGGGGGGGGACACCGACCUCCCCACCCCCGGUUUACCCCCCCCUACCCGCGACCUCCCCGCCGCCCGGCCGGACUUCUUCCAACCGCCGGCACCCCCCCAACUCCGCACCGGUCCCCGGACCCCCGCCGGCACCCUGGCACCCCGCCGUCGCCAGCCCCCCGCCCCGGAGGACUACGGGCGCCCCGGCGAAGCCUUCGGCCUCAGGGCCGCCCGCUCGGUGGACGGGCUGCAACCGCCGGAUGAGCAUCCCCGGGGGACCCCCGCUUUCCCCCCCCGGCCCCCCUCGCCCCCAGUGUUUUCCCGUUACGGGGGGCAGCCGACCGAGCACCCGCUGCCCGAGCCACCCCCUCGCCCGCCCUCGCUGGCCCCCCCGGGUCCCCUCCUCCUCUGCGGCCCCCUGGACCGGGGCGGGGGGCCCGAGGACGUCUACCGGGGGGUGAUGCCCACCCUCCUCAUCCCCGCCCGGUACAUGCGCCUGGCCCCCGGCGAACCGGAGGGUCCCCCCGAAAGCGACGGGGGACCCGGUUCGACGGCGGCGACGGCCGCCCCCCCGCCCCCCCAGGCCGCCGGGCAACCCUUUGAGGAAGGGGAAAAUUGGGGGGGGGGCUCGUGCCCCCCAACCGGUGAGCGGCUCGGUGGCCAUCCCGGUGCUGCUGGACGGGUCGGCGGUGGCCCAGCUCAACGGGGAGCUGCAGGCGCUGGCGGGGCAGCAGUUAUUAGAAUUGGGGGGGCCCCCCCCUCCGAGAGCUUGGUUCGUCUCCUUGGACGGCCGUUCCUCCCAGGUCCGGCAUUCCUACAUCGAUCUGCAGGGCGGCGAAAGGGGGUCCGGCCCCGCGCCCCCCCCCCCGCCUCCCCCGGGGAGUCGGAGGUGGGGGGGAGGACGGAGGGACCCGACCCCCCCUUCCCGUCGCCUCCCCCGAGGACAGCUCGCUGGCCCCCUUGCUGGAAGCGGGGAGCGGGGGGCGACGAGGGGGGGGGCAGCGGGCGCAGCAGUGCCAGCGAAGCCCCCCGUGACUCCCUGACCAGCCCCGAGGAGGAAGCGCUGGCGGAGGCGGGCGAGGGGGGGGACGAAGGGGGCGACCGUAAAAGCCCCUGGCAGAAGCGGGAGGAGCGGCCGCUGAUGGUCUUCAAUGUCAAGGCGGGGGGGGCUGGCACUGCCCCCCGGGCCAGCGGUGCCUCCAAGCUGCCAUAGGAGCUGGGGGGGGGGGGGGGGGCCCUGUCCCUCCCCAACCUCGACCCCCCCAGCCCCAUGGCUUUGGAUUUUAAUCAUGUUUCUAAACGUUUUCUACGAGGCGAGGAUGAAGAGGGGCCAGUGGGGAUUGGGCUGGUGGUGGGGGGGACAUGGGGACCCCCCCCCCGGGCACCGCCUGCACCCGGCCGGGCUGGGCAGGGAGCUGCUGCCUGCACCUGCCUGCACGUCCCUGCCUGUUCGUUAGAUGGCAUUAAUAUAUUAAAAAAAAAAACCAAAACAA